Messenger RNA from Caenorhabditis remanei, 1026 nucleotides. RefSeq lists its product as uncharacterized. Gene Ontology annotation, biological process: embryo development. The record is from RefSeq and is a predicted model, not a curated record. The transcript has 3 exons. Lineage: Eukaryota; Metazoa; Nematoda; Chromadorea; Rhabditida; Rhabditidae. The coding region runs from base 1 to 1026 and encodes 341 amino acids. Gene Ontology annotation, molecular function: protein binding.
AUGGAGAUUGAUCAGUUUCCAAUUGAAGUUGUGUGUUACAUGCUCAAAUAUCUGAGUGUCAGUGACUUGUUCUUUUUAUCACUCAGCUCCGAUAAUUUUUAUAAUGCUGUGAAGAAGAUCAAAGUGAAUUCAUAUUUGACUGUCUCCAAAAUCAACGGAGAGUGCUUGUUGAAGUUGAUCUGUCCUGAUGCUGCUGGAUGUCUUGUUUUCAAUACUCAUCAGCCGGAACACAGAGAUUUGAUAAUGAGAAGAAGCAUUUUGAGAAUGGGAAAUGAAAAAAUUAAAGUCAAGGCAACCUAUUUUAUUGAUAAUUGCCAAACUACUCUUCAUAUUAGAGAGAAGGACAUACCCAAGAUGAUGGGACUCGUUUUCAAUUACAUCAAUGAGCUCUUCAAUCCAACAGAUAUCUGUCUGAACAUGAAACUGAAAAAUGUUGAGAAAUACUUCCAAGAUAAUACUGUCUACACUCUCAACAUCAUGGACAAAUCAGUGGAUGUAAAGAGAGUGGAGAAAGUUCUUUCGGAACUCACCGUCGAAGGACAUCUGAUCGCUCUGGGAAAAAUCACCGGGAAAUUGAAAACCAAUUCAAAAAUCAACUCGAUGAACCAGUUGCAUGUUCGUGGAAAAUGGAUGACACCUGCACAAAUUUUGAAAUUCGACGGAGAGCAUGCACUUUUUGAUAAUACUCUCUUCACAACUAAAGAUAUCGGUCUUUUCUUGAAUGCCUGGAUGAAUGGAGCCUACCCCAAUUUGGAAACGUUGAUUAUCAAUAGCAAAAACACUUUAUACCCUUCUGAAGUCACUCCGAAGCUUGUUACUAAACCAUGGGACCCAAAACAACGUUCUCGUCAUUACAAAUACAGAUCAAGGAUGAUUGAACACAUCAACCGACUUCAUCUUGCUUACGUAUGUGAUUGUGGUCAUGAUGGAUUUGACAUCGAACGUAAAAGUGAUGGAUUGUUGGCAACGUUCAAGAUUUCAUGGAAUCACUUCUUUUUCUUCGUCUGGAACGACAGAUUUUCUUAA